Molecule: messenger RNA, 399 nt
Organism: Protopolystoma xenopodis
Lineage: Eukaryota; Metazoa; Platyhelminthes; Monogenea; Polystomatidea; Polystomatidae
Source: the annotation of a GenBank genome assembly
AUGACAGCGCAGCGCAUAGGCUCGACACGUUCGGUUGUGGCCGACUCUGUGACUACUACACCAGGAAAUCAGUCAUGCCCUCUCUUCUCUGAUCCACCAAUUGGGUCCUCUUCUACCAAAAAAAUUGACGCCGAAUAUGUUCGGUGUGGCGACAAUAGAAGCGUUGAGGACACCAAGACUUCUACCAUCAGUAGUGAUCGCAUCACACCUGCAACCCUCGGUGUCUACUCGACCGGCCAACUCUUCUACGCCACAGUUGUGCAUGCUCUGGUCGUGGUCACUCGUCUUCUUUGCUACACUGGUGGAAGAGCACUUUUCCCUGUUCGAUGGCCGAUUGGGGAACGGUUGGCUAAAGUAAACAAGGCCAGCGAAGCGGACCAAAUUCUGACUGGUCAGUAG